CCGGCCAAUGAGCGAGGAGGAGCGACCUUGACAGCCGGGCGGCGGCGGGUAGUGACGGGAGCGCGGGCGUCGGGAGCGCGCGGUCCGCCAUGAAGCAAGAGGAGGAUGCCAGCCCAGAGGCUGACUUCUGUUUGGGUUCCGCCCUACAAUCCUGGAGCCUGCAGUUGCCGGAGCAGCACUCACAGUCCACCAUGCUGAUGGGGAUUGUGAUCGGAGCCCUGCUGGCCCUGGCUCUUGUUGGCGUCACUGUCUUUUUUGUGUACAGAAGGGUUAGCCAAGUCCGACAGGUACAGCCCACUCCUCAGUACAGGUUCCGGAAAAGAGACAAAGUGAUGUUUUACGGCCGGAAAAUCAUGAGGAAGGUGACCACGCUGCCCCACACGCUUGUGGGUAGCACGGCGAUGCCCCGGCAGCGGGUGAGGAAGAGGACCAAGGUGCUGUCCUUGGCCAAGAGGAUUCUGCGUUUUAAGAAGGAGUACCCAGCCCUGCAGCCGAAGGAGCCCCCGCCCUCCCUGCUGGAGGCUGACCUCACGGAGUUUGACGUGAAGAACUCGCACCUGCCGUCAGAAGUUCUGUACAUGCUGAAGAACGUGCGGGUCCUGGGCCACUUUGAGAAGCCGCUGUUCCUGGAACUUUGCAAACACAUGGUCUUUGUGCAGUUGCUCGAAGGAGAACAUGUCUUCCAGCCAGGGGAGCCGGAUACCAGCAUCUAUGUGGUGCAGGAUGGGCGCCUGGAGGUCUGCAUCCAAGACGCGGACGGUGCUGAGGUGGUGGUCAAAGAGGUUCUGGCCGGAGACAGCGUCCACAGUCUCCUCAGCAUUCUGGAUGUCAUCACCGGCCAUACCGCUCCGUACAAAACCGUGUCCGCCCGCGCUGCUGUCCCUUCCACCGUCCUCCGGCUCCCAGCGGUGGCUUUUCAAGGCGUGUUUGAGAAGUACCCCGAGACUCUGGUGAGGGUGGUGCAGAUCAUCAUGGUGCGGCUACAGAGGGUCACCUUUCUGGCUCUGCACAACUACCUGGGCCUGACCACAGAGCUCUUCAACCCAGAGAGCCAGGCCAUCCCCCUGGUGUCUGUGGCCAGUGUGGCUGCCGGGAAGGCCAAGAGGCAGCCAUGCUGCGGCCCUGAGGAUCGUCUGGAGAGGCCCCUGUGGCCCCAGGAGACCUGCGACCCAGCGGAUCGAGGGGGCAGCCGUGCAGCGGGCUCGGGGCCGCCGCUGAAGAGGAGCCGGUCCUUCCCGCUGCCUUCCGUCCACGAAGAGAGCCUGGAUGAGCUCGGCGAGGCCCGGGCGGGAGACCAGAUGCCUUUUGUCCCACCAGGCACCAGGUUGUUUUCAGUUCUCAUGGACCGUUUCCGCCUGCGUAACACGAGCACAGGAGGCGGAGAUCGUCAACGGGACGUCGCCGUGGCUCACACACAGCUCACCGGGAACAUAGCAGGGGCUACCUCCGACCUGAGGAUGGCAUGUGACCGGGCCAGGGUCCUCCUCCAAGCGGAGGAAUGCCCUGGGAGCGCCAUGGCCAGCAAGUCCAAGAGGAACGUGACUGUUGCAGACGCUCCCUCUGCAGUCUUCCACUACUCAGAGACCAACUCCGACGAGACUGUCUGCAGCAGGAAGACAGACGCCAUCUUCAGAGCCGCCAAGAAGGACCUGCUCACCCUGAUGAAGCUGGACGACCCCUCACUCUUGGAUGACCGGAUGUCGCUGCUCCACGUUCCGGGGGGCACGGUGGUGUCGAGGCAGGGAGACCAGGACGUGAACAUCCUAUUUGUGGUGUCGGGGCUGCUGCACGUGUACCAGCGGAAGAUUGACAGCGAAGAGGACACCUGCCUGUUCGUCGUGCGCCCUGGGGAGAUGGCGGGCCAGCUGGCUGUGCUCACAGGGGAGCCCCUCACCUUCACCAUCAAGGCCAACAGGGACUGCAGCUUCCUCUCCAUCUCCAAGGCUCACUUCUAUGAAAUCAUGCGGAAGCAGCCCACCGUGGUCCUGGGCGUCGCGCACACUGUGGUGAAGCGGGUGUCAUCCUUCGUGCGGCAGAUGGACUUUGCGCUGGACUGGAUGGAGGUGGAAGCCGGGCGCGCGGUGUACAGGCAGGGGGACAAGUCAGACUGCACCUACAUCGUCCUCAGCGGCCGGCUGCGCUCCGUGAUCCGCAAGGACGACGGCAAAAAGCGCCUGGCGGGCGAGUACGGCCGCGGAGACCUCAUCGGUGUGGUGGAGACGCUCACCCACCAGGCCCGGGCGACCACGGUACAUGCUGUUCGGGACUCGGAGCUGGCCAAGCUUCCAGCAGGAGCCCUGACCUCCAUCAAGCGCAGGUACCCACAGGUUGUGACUCGGCUGAUUCACCUCUUGGGUGAGAAGAUUCUGGGCAGCCUCCAGCAGGGAACUGCGACAGGUCACCAGUUUGGGCUACACGCCGCCGGCAGCAAGUGGGACUCCGGGAACCCCGCCAGCAACCUCUCCACGGUGGCUGUCAUGCCUGUGUCAGAGGACGUGCCCCUCACCACCUUCGCCCUGGAGCUCAAGCACGCCCUCAGCGCCAUUGGAACUGCGCACUGCCCCAAGUAUGAAGAUGUUCUUCUAAACUCUCCGCGGUGUUGCUGUUCCUGUUCAGUUUACAGUCCAUGGGGAUGGCUUCUGGGGAUGAUGGGAGGCCCCGUCCUGCUGUUGGCCAGUGACAACGUAAAACAGCGCCUCGGCUCUGCUGCCCUGGACAGUAUCCAUGAGUACCGGCUGUCCAGCUGGCUGGGGCAGCAGGAGGACAUCCACCGGAUCGUGCUGUACCAGGCGGACAGCACGCUCACACCGUGGACCCAGCGCUGCAUCCGGCAGGCUGACUGCAUCCUCAUCGUGGGCCUGGGCGAGCAGGAGCCCUCGGUGGGCGAGCUGGAGCGGAUGCUGGAGAGCACGGCCAUGCGUGCCCAGAAGCAGCUGAUCCUGCUGCACCGGGAGGACGGGCCGGCACCCUCGCGCACCGUCGAGUGGCUGAACAUGCGUAGCUGGUGCUCCGGCCACCUGCACCUCUGCUGCCCUCGCCGCGUCUUCUCCAGGAGAAGCCUGCCCAAGCUGGUGGAAAUGUACCAGCGAGUCUUCCAGAGGCCCCCAGACCGGCACUCGGACUUCUCCCGCCUGGCUCGGGUGCUGACCGGCAACGCCAUUGCCUUGGUGCUUGGGGGAGGGGGGGCAAGAGGCUGUGCCCAGGUCGGCAUCAUCCGGGCCCUGACGGAGUGCGGCAUCCCCGUGGACAUGGUUGGAGGGACGUCCAUCGGGGCCUUCAUGGGCGCCCUGUACGCUGAGGAGCGGAACUACAGCCAGAUACGGAUCCGGGCCAAGCAGUGGGCUGAGGACAUGACGUCGGUGGUGAAGACUGUGUUGGACCUGACCUACCCGAUCACGUCUAUGUUCUCGGGCGCCGGCUUUAACAGCAGCAUCUGUAGCGUCUUCAAGGACCGGCAGAUCGAGGACCUGUGGAUCCCCUACUUCACCAUCACCACGGACAUCACGGCCUCUGCCAUGAGGGUCCACACGGACGGCUCCCUGUGGAGGUACGUGCGCGCCAGCAUGUCUCUGUCAGGCUACAUGCCUCCCCUCUGUGACCCCAGAGACGGACACCUGCUGAUGGACGGGGGCUACAUCAACAACCUCCCAGCGGAUGUGGCCAGGUCUAUGGGGGCGAAGGUGGUGAUUGCCAUCGACGUGGGCAGCCAGGACGAGACGGACCUCACCAACUACGGCGACGCACUGUCUGGGUGGUGGCUGCUGUGGAAACGCUGGAACCCCUUGGCCACGAAAGUCAAGGUGUUGAACAUGGCGGAGAUCCAGACGCGCCUGGCCUACGUGUGCUGCGUCCGGCAGCUGGAGAUGGUGAAGAACAGCGAGUACUGUGAGUACCUGCGCCCCCCCAUCGACGGCUACGGCACUCUGGACUUCGGCAAGUUCGACGAGAUCUGUGAAGUGGGGUACCAGCAUGGCCGGACAGUCUUUGACAUCUGGGGUCGGAGUGGCGUGCUGGAGAAGAUGCUGCAGGACCGACAGGGGCCGAGAAAGAUGAAGGCCUGUGACGUCCUCACCUGCCCCAACGCCUCCUUCACUGACCUCGCCGAGAUUGUAUCUCGCAUUGAGCCGGCCAAGGCAGCCACAGUGGAUGACGAGUCUGACUACCAAACGGAGUAUGAGGAGGAGCUGCCGGACGGCCCCAAGGAUGCGUAUGCGGACUUCCAGAGCGCCCCGGCCCGUGCAGGCUCGGACUCGGACGACGAGUCCUCCCUCCAGCAUUGAAACCCCCAUCUGGCUUCCCAGAACUGCCCCGGGGCUGCUGCUACCCACGGCACUCAGACCGCGAUGGACAGAGGUCUCGCCUCCCGUGCGCCCUAGAGCAGCUCCCGUGGAGGGCCUCUCCCCCAGCCUGCCAGCGAGACCGGGCGGGGAGCCCCCUUAGUCAGCCUCCCCUGGGCUGGAGGUCCAGCUGUGUGGCGGACCUGGGACUGGGGCACUGGGUUCGGACAGCAGUCCCUGGGCUGUGCCCGCCACUGUGGGGCCCGGUGCCUCGGACAGGUAUUGGAGUCCCCUGUGCACCUGCUUAAUGUAUCAAUAAAGAUGGAUCCGACUGUG
Messenger RNA from Mustela lutreola (European mink), 4613 nucleotides. RefSeq names its product patatin like phospholipase domain containing 7 (gene PNPLA7). Gene Ontology annotation, molecular function: phosphatidylcholine lysophospholipase A1 activity. The record is from RefSeq and is a predicted model, not a curated record. Gene Ontology annotation, cellular component: endoplasmic reticulum. Gene Ontology annotation, biological process: lipid metabolic process. The transcript has 38 exons. Lineage: Eukaryota; Metazoa; Chordata; Mammalia; Carnivora; Mustelidae. Bases 90 to 4280 code for a protein of 1396 amino acids.